GUGGACGGUGGCAUUCUACUUUCAGUUCGCGCGCACACAUAUCUGUUUCUGUAAUGUACCCUGCUCGUGCUUCUUGUCGCGCAAUGUAAACGCGAAGUCUCUAGGCAGGCGAGCAGUGCGUUUUAUUGUAUGCACUUAAGGUAUUUCUUAUUCAUAUUUCAUUUUCAUUCUUUGCUGAGCGUUCUUCUCUAAAACAACAUUGCACGGUCGUUUUCGGUUACUGAUCUUUGUUUUGUUUUAAAUUGUGUUCUGAAAAACAUUUUCUUGAAUUUGUUUUGAAUAAAUAUUUGUUCCAUGUGUAAAGUUGACAUUUUUAAUUUCAAAAAUCAGUGUUUUGCGAUUUAAAGAAAAUAAAAACAUUGUAGCGAGGUUUCCAAUGGUGUCGCCAUAUCGUUUAACAACAACAACGAAGUUGAAAACUUUGCUUUAUUAAUUCGUUUAAAAGAUUGAGACGGUUGAGAAGGUUUUCCAACACAGCUCAGUUGUGUUAUUAUUAACAUGGCAGAUGAAGCUUCGAAGGCUUCCGGUAACUCUAUUCUGUCGACAUUUGACAAAUUAAAACUAAGUUGCGGUACCAACAGUUAUUCAAUAAAUAAACCAAGCACUCGUUCUUCUUUGAUCGAUAAAACUUCACAUUCAACGGUUGAUGUGACAUCAGCAGCAGCAGCAGUUUCCUUUUCCCCAGCAGUAGUAGCUUUGGAGACAAGCAAUAGUUUUAUGUAUGAAAAAUCGAUAGAUUCACCACAGCUGCCACAAACAGUCAUGAUGUUCGGUAGUGGUGAAAGGAAUACUUCUUUUACAAAGAAUGGUGGGACAAGUGCUUACGGAAAGAGGUCCGCUUCCGGUUGCUCUCAAUUUCCUUCUCAAUCUCAAUCACCGUCUUCACCGGUUAUGUAUGAAAAAACAAUGCACAAUUUGUGCGAAUCUACGACUGAUAGUGUAACGUCACCAUUAUCGCAAUCAUUUAAUGUAUCAUCAUCGAACUCAUCAUUAUCGCAUUCAUCAAUUUCAUCAGUUGAAAUGUUACUUCCGAAAAGUAGUGCAAAUAAUAAGGCGGGAAAUUUUGAAAUGUUUUCAACGCCAUCAUCAUCUUUAAAUAAAAAAAUGGUGCAAAGAAAAUCUAAUCAAUUUGAUACAAAUGAAAUUCCAAUAAAAAUGUCAAAAAGUUCAAAGUGUAAAUUAUCAACUGCAGCAAUUGAUGUUGCAACAAAUUUAACACAUACAUUAGCAGUUCAAGUAAACAUAAAAAAAUGUUCUUCAUUAAAUAAUAUUUGUGCUCCGCCACCCAAGGUGCCUCCUUAUAAUAAUAAAAUUGGUAAUAGUAAAAAAUCUAAUUCAAAACUUAAAAAUACAAAUGUCGGUUUGCCGUUGUUGCCGGCAAGACUAGAUACUAAUUCUUUGGAUUACAAGAAGGAAAUGCAAUCAACCAGAGUGACCACAGACGAAAGGAAUAAGAAGAAACGGUGUUCAGAUCGUUAUGAUUCUUCGGAAUCUUCUGACAGCGGUGUUGCGACUUCACUCAGUUGCACAGAUUCAAGUACCGCUUCUAGUGAUGUGUCUGAUCCUGGAUCACCAUACAGCACAGCCUCAUUAGGCGAUGAAUUAGUUCAAAAGUCAAUCAUAAUGCCACCUCAAACAAUACUUGCAACAACAAACGGUAACGCUGGAAAAUCACCUACAACAUCUGCUGCAACCCCAGUACAAAAUGUUCUAAAAGGCAGCAAGCAACAACAAAAACAGUCACAAAACAAAAAUCAACAACAACCGAAACUUACAAAAUCACAACCAUCAUCACCAUUACACAAACUAAACCAACACAUCUGGCCAUGGACUACACAGAAUGGUGGUGUUGGCACGAGAACAAACAUUAUCAGCGAAAUGGGAAGCAGUAGCAGUCCAAAGAAUAAUUUUUUAACUUUAAACAACAACAAGAAUAGCAAUAAACGGCAUUCUCAAACAUCAUCAACACCAAUAGAUGGUGGUGCCAAGAAGACACGCACAUUAAAUGGCAAUUCAAAAGAUAAUAGCAUGGCUGCCGGCGGUGUUAAUGCUAACGGUAAUGCAUCACAGCCGCCACAGAUUGUAUCGAAUAACAAAAGACUGAAAGCUGCCGCUAUGGAAGAAUCACAAACUAAAAUAACUGGCUAUUUUAAAUCACAAAUGAAAGCACAAAUACACCAGAGCGGCCUUAAAAAAGACAGCACUCUGUCACACAUUUUGCCAUCCUCAUCUGCAAUAUCAACCCUUUCACCUUCGGUCACUGUAACAGCCGUAGUAUCAUCAUCAUCUUUUUCGUCCAUUAAUACUGCUCCGGCAGUUAAAACUACGAGCUGUAGUUUAAAUAAGUAUUUUAGUCUCCUUAAUUCACAAAUGCGUGAAGAACAAGAGCGAACAGCAGCAACAGCAAUGAAUGCUUCUACCAAACUACCAUCACUGCCACCGGCCUUAAAAAAAAUCGAACGUAGCAAACCUACGAAAAUAGCUCAAGUCGCACCGAAUCUUCGCAAAACUACAGCAGCUCCACCGUUGUCUCAUUUUACAGACAAAUCUCCAAAGAAGCACGUGGCUAUAGCACCGCGUACAGCGGAAAGUAGACAAAGACAUGAACAGUCUGUCCCUUCUCCCUUAAAGGCUCCCAUUACACCGGCUCAGCAGCAGCAACCUGCUGUACUCCUUACUGCCAUACAUAUUCCGCAAUCGAAUCAACCUCCCCAAUUGGUGCCCACUUCACCACAGCAACAGCAAAUGACAGUUGGAAAAACUCAAUCGAACAACAACACUUCUCAAUCUUCAAAAAUUCCAACUGGCCCCUCACUAUACCAGAUACCGAUGAUGCCGAAUCUAGUCCAAAUUCCAAAUCUUAUUGCAGCCAAUGUUAGUCAAUUAACAGAUGCCCGUGGUAACCAUCAUCAUCAUCCUGGUGCUUCUGCCCAAUACAUUCUUAAUGGAACUGUCUUUAAAUUACACCAAUAUACACAUUCGCCACCCGCAACUGGGACUCCUAUAGCAACUUUAAGCUCCGAUACUGGAAAUCAAUCAAUAAAUACAGCAACCAUGACCAAUUCGGCUAUAGCUACGGAUCAGCAACAGCAUGCGUCAAACAACAAAAAUACCUCCUCAAUCACUGCCACUAGCUUGCAGGAAAUGUUCUCUAACCAAUUUCAUACGCAGCAACAACAACAAUCAGCAUCUGCACACAACCAUCGCCUGCAUAAUUCCCAACCAAUAUUUAUGGCAACUACUACUGGGUUGCUACUAAAUGCCACCUCACUACCAGCAAUGAUGGCUGGCACAGGUAAACAUGCUGUGGCCAUUCAACCACAACAAAUACCCGCCCUUCAACCUAUUCAAGGUGCUGUGAUGCCUGGUUUGAGCUCCAUUUUCAGCCCCCAUCAACAGCAACAAAUGCAGCAAUACAAAUCAGAGCAGAUUGCACCACUUGAUCCCCAAAUCCCACUACUGCAGCAGCAGACUAAUAUACCUCCUUUAGCAGUACCAUCAAGUGCGUUUAGCAAAUUAGCAAUAGUUAAGGCUGGCAAUGCCUCUUUUACAUCCUCGAUUCAUCAAGUUUCUGCCACGCAGCCACCACCACUGGUGACAAUAUCAUCGGGAAAUCCAAUUGUCAGCAGUUGUGGCUCAAAGUCACAUGGUUCAGCAAAGCCAUACGAGUUAAAUGGUGGACAGCAGGAAAGCAUUGCAAAAGCUAAAAGAACUGUCUCAGAAAAUGCAAAUACAAAGAAAGCGUGGCUAGAUUCUACGCCACUAAUUCUGGCAGCACCUUCAGUAUUAGCGCCUCUUAAAUCACCUCCUGCUCUAAUAUAUCCUUCUCUUACAACAAAGAAAGAAGAGCAACACACAAAUGAAGAUAUUUUUGACAUACUGAAGAACUCGAAGAAUGAGACAACUUUGACUCCUCCCUCCUCCACACGUAAUCAAUCAAAUGAAGAGAUAUGCCAAGGGGAACAAGAAGAAAAUGAUAUAACUCAUACAGUGUGUAUGGAAUCUUCUUCAUUGCUCUCAGCAGAAAACACCUCCAAUACCACAAUAUCUGAAGAGAGCAUCAAAGACUCACCACCCUCUUUGCCAGAGUAUUCUAUUACUUCUUCGUCGUUGAUCUCAGCCGAAAGUCCAAGGCUUGAAAUUGAUCAAAAGACAGAGGAAUCAGAGACGUCAGUAAACAUUAAAGAGACGUCAUCCGCUGAUACUUUUUCUAUUAUAAGCAAGCUUUCCCCCACCGUUGACAUUGCUUUAGCUGACAAUGAUUGUCUGCCAAAGUGUGCAAUUAGUCCGAUACUGUCUCAACCUAAAACGAUCCGCUUCCCUGCCAAACAUGAGUCUGGCCAUCGUUAUGGUCCAAAGGGAAUGCGUCGCCAUGAUGGCGUAUGCUAUUGGGAUAAGUGCAAUAAGAAGCACGAUAGUAAUUCAAAGUUGUUAGAUCACAUGCAAACACAUCAUGUGAACACGCAAACAGGACCAUUUGCCUGCUUGUGGUUAGGAUGCAAAGUUUAUGGAAGGGAAUCUUGCUCGAGGCGAUGGUUGGAGCGACAUGUGCUAUCUCAUGGAGGAACAAAGCCAUUCAAGUGCAUUGUAGAUGGAUGUGGGCUAAGAUUUGGAUCCCAGUUGGCGCUUCAGAAACAUGUUAAUGGACAUUUUACUGCCACCGAAAACAAAGACAGUACAAAUAAAAGAACUUCAGAUCCUCCAGUGCCAAAGCUAUUGAGAAAAAAUGGAAAGAAGUUACGCUACCGAAGACAGCCAUUUUCAGCUCGUAUGUUUGAUUUUUUCGAUGCCAGAAUCAUGGAAGGACUGCAUCACCGACUUCGCCAAAUAAGCACACUUACAAAUGGAAAAAAUUGUAUAACAUUUCGAGGGCAAAUUACGAUGCGUCGCAAAAAUCCAAACGGAAUUUGCGAAUGUUUUGUUGAAUGGGCACCACCAAAUAUAAUCGCCAAUGAAUGGCUCCCAGAAAGUAAUAUUCCUUACAUUAAAACACUUCCAAUCAAUCGAAUGCAACCGAGAGAGAAAACAAACAUUGAAUCUUUAUUAAGAUCUGCAUAUCGUCUCCCACACUCACCAAAUUUAUUUCAAAGUUUUCAUUCACUAAGUCGACAAAACUCGCAGGAUUCUACAUCAACUUACAACUAUAGUCAAUCGUCAUCGACACCCUCUGAAGAUACAGCAGAUGAUACGAGUCGAAGUAGUAGCUUUGGCUUAUCUAGUAUAAGUAAUCUUCCUUUAAAGUUUCCACAAAUAGAACUGAGACAAAAGCAAUCGCGCAAGCAACCAAAAACGAUACAACCAUCGUGACCUUAAAUCGUUUAAUAUGUAUAAUGCAACAACAUUUAAAAAAAAAAAAAAAAAAACAAACAUAUAUUGUACAUAAAUAGUAACUAAGUAUAAAAUAAGAAGCAAAAAUUAAUGAGUAAAAACAUUACAAUUAGUAUUACUGUUUAGUUUUUCUUUUCGUACUCAAAAUUGUAACAAAAUAAAACAAAUUAUGGUCAAAAUAUGUGUGUACAUACAUACAUAAAUACAAAUUUCAAAUAUUGUGAAUAUUAGAGUUGGAUUGCAAUUUAAAAAACACUCUUUACACGAUAAGAAACUGUCAGUUUCAAUAUUGUAAUAUCAAUAUGUUUGCUUAAUUAUUAACUUAAGUCGAAAACUACCUAUAAACAUUGGUAAGCGAAAUUAGCUUCAAUGAUUUAGUUUAGUUUUGCUUAAUUUUAGUUAAAAUAAUAAAAACUGUGUAAUACACAAACAUAAAAUACGUUUAGUGGAAUUUUUUGUAAUAUAAUAUUAUAACUUUACAAAAUUAUAAUUAAGUCUAGACGAUUAUUAUUUUUCCUUAUAUGUACACAUAAGAUUUUUUUUAUUAUUUGUAUUAUAAUAUUAUAUUUUUACAAAAUAUGUUUAAGUCUAGGCGAUUAUUAUUUUCCUUUAUAUGUACAUAUAAGAACCGUUUAAUAAUAUAAUAAUAAUUUUAUGUCUGUUCAACUAGAUAUGCGUGUCAAGAUUUUACUUGUUUAAUAUUAUACUACUUUUGGUGUAUAAAAAGAAACAAUGCAUUUAGCCUAGUAGUUAAGUGUAUUUUUUACUUACUAAUCAACUUAUUUGAACUUUUAACAAACAAAACAUCAAAUUGAUAAUAUGAGUUAAGUUAAAUGAUAAAGAGAGAAGUAUGAGGAAAUAUGUAUAUGUAUAUUGAAAACCCUACACUACCAACCCACUGCCAAAAUCAACAACGUAAUUAUGCAAACUAUAUAAAAACGAUUUUCUAAAAUGUUUGAAUUUAAUAAAUACUGUGUAUUAUAAUUAUUUUUUGGUACUAAAAAUCUAGUGCUUAGUUUAAAACAAAAUAAAGAGAACAAGGUCUGUUAUUAUUUUUAAUUCAAGCAAGACUUUUUAAGAUUAUAGUUAAUUUUUUUGAAAUCAAAUUGCAAAAAUAAUAAAAGAAAUGCGUUUUUGCAAUGUAAUGGACACUUUUAUAUAAAAAAGGAAGCUGUUAACCUGUGAAUAGGUUUUUCAUUAGUACGAUUUUAAAAUGUCAAAAAUGCUGCAAAGUUAUAAAUAUGUAAAGUAGAGCUGUGGACCUCGCAUGCAACUGCAUCUUCAGCAAACGUUGCUUUGUGACAUUGGCUGCGCUCAAUCUCAAACAGAAAGGGUAUCCGGAUACCCUUUUGUUAGUAUUUAACGUGACCCAAAAUAGCUAGGAAAUAAAAAAGGUAUCCAAGAAUUUCCGUUAUAUGUGGGUAUCUGACACCAAAGCUGAUUCAACAUAUGGUUAAAUUUAAAGGAACUCGAAAAUAAAUUUCAAAUAUUAAAAUGUUGUUCUUAUUUGUUGCCAGCUAUCUCAAUUUAGGUAUCCAAAUUAUUAAAUAAGGUAUCUAAAAAUCCACAUAUCCAGGAUAGAUUAUCCAAUAUGAGAUUAAACGCAGCCUUUGAAUUUAUAUACAUUAAUAAGGGUUCGUGGUGCUUUCAGUUUCCCUAAUUUUUGUGUUUGUUUAUUUCUCAUACUUUACAUACAUUGCUUUAAUUUAAAAAAAGAACCUAUUUGCAAAUACAAUUUUUGUAAAUACUUCCAUUUUACGAGACCACUUAAAAAUAAAACACGGUAAUAAUAAAUAAUGUCGAAGAAGAUGGAAAUGAACUUAUACCAGUGCCAAUGUAUCCGAAAACUAAAAAAAAAAUGAAUUAUUAAAAUAUUUUAAACAAAUAUUCGUUGUGUGCAAAACUUAUUUUAUUAAUAACGUUAUCGAUUGCUUGUCGAUCAAUUGAUUUUUUUUAAACAUUCGAUGCUACGAAAAUUCAAACAGACGAUGUGUUUUCAGAUGUUCCUGCGUUUGCAUUCUAUUCAAGCAUUUAACAGGAAGUCAAUUUUUUGAAAGAUGAUAUUAGAAACCUACCUUAACAUGAACAAAAGUAACAAUCUUUAUUUAUUUAUUCAUCUUUUAGAUUAGAACUCUGAAACUAUUGAAAAACACUAUGCACGUUAUGUUAGGUGUCCAUAGACCUAGAGACAAUUAAAAUAUCAUACGAUAUAAAAUAAUAACUACAGUUUCUUGUUUCCAACAAUUAACCUUUCUCAGGGUGUUGAAUUUUAAACUAGGCACAUUGCGAAUAUUGAAUUAAAACUUCAAUAUAUAAAGGUUUCCGAUAACGUUUAAAUAGUGUUUUCUCAUUAAAAUAAACAACAAUUGAAAUGUAGAAUAAUUUAAAAGAGCUUGCUUGGAUUUUAAAUACAAAUAAAAAUAUCUCAUAAAGAAAAGACCUUUAAAUUAAAACCCCACCUUUGAAAAAAAAAAUUGUUUAGACUUAAAUCGAGAGACUAAAAAAAACUAGUUUAAAAAAAAAUAAUUUAAAAAAUCCUAAAUUUAUGUAGACAAUUACAAAUUCAAAUGAAUUAGUUUUCUGGUUCUAUCAUUUUAUUUGCAUUUUUUUUCUUAUAAAACAAAAUAUUUAACCAUUUCAUUUUAGUACAAAUAUUUUUUGGACAUUUCAGUUCCUCUUAUAUUAAAAUUAAAAUAUAAAAAUCAUCAUUUAAAUAAAAUAAUAAAGUUUGAACAUAAUAUAAACAUUAUAUUAUUAAUAUUUGCUUAGCUUUGUAGUAAAUUUUAAUAUUUUCAUUAAACAAAAACACUUUAUAUUUAGUUAUUAUACGAUUUUGUAUAUAAUUUUUUGAAUCGGAUAAAUAUAUAAAAAGAAAAUCAUGAAAAACACUAACACUUUUUUCUUGAACGAACAACACAUUAAAUUAUGUUUUUUUGUAUUAUGUUACGUUUUUCAUCAGUUUAUUCUGGUUUGUAUUUGACUUCUAAGUUGUCUUUUCGCGAACUUUCCCUAUCUACAUGACCAUGAAAGUAAAUAUCCUGAAACAAGUAUCUUCAAAAAUUAAGUUAAAUACAAAUAUAAAAAUACUUUUAUAAGUAAUGUAUAUAGAAAAAUAUAUGGAUAAUUUUUUGGGCAUUUUCUUUAUCUCUUCAAGUGUAAGAAAAAGAAAUUGAAGAGUAUAGUUUUGUAAACCUGUAACUUAAGUUUUCUAAUAUGUUAAAUUAUGUGAUUAUAGUUACAAAAAGAUGUUUUUCAACAUUACUGAAAGAUCAUAACUCCUAAUUAUUUUUUUUUAAAUCUGCAGGCUAGGCUAUUAAAAGAUAUCGUUCUUUAGUAUUGAUACUUAAAACAUUGCAAUCAUCAAUCAUUUGACAUCACUAAAGAAAAAAGAAAUUAUGUACCUAGAUAUCCACAAAGUGUACUCCUCGCAUCAAUGGACAGGUUCAGACAACAUAAGGGACUUGGUUUGCAACUAACUGCGAAGACACUUCAUAUAGAGUGUCUAUGGUUAACUGCAUUCUUUGGACACUAAAUUAGACCAAGAAGCAAGUUAAUUUUUCAGGUAUCAUUAAUUUCAAACUAGGAACAUUUCUUGCCUUAAUUUCAAAUCCCUGAACCUGCCCAAUAGCUACAUUUUAAAAAGUGAGUGCAAAUUUGUUUUAAAAUGUAUAAAUCCAAUCAAAUAAUUGCACGCAAUUUCAACACAAUUUCCCGAGGGGUCAUCAAAAACUGUUGGAAUAAAAUUCCGAACAACUAAUCGGAAGAAUACUUGUAAGAAGAGGUCCUCCGAUUAUUUUUCUACGCGAGAGAUAAGCAAGAGACAAUACAUAAUUGCAACUCUAUGAAUCUGAUGUUCUAGUCUAAUUUCUUGACCUUUCCAAUAUUAAAUAGACGAAUUAUUUUAAGUAUUUCAUUAACAGCUGGCAAAAUGGAACUCUUGCGAAAUGGUCUCCUUAGUAACAUUCUCAAAUUUCGCUCCAAGCCAGCAAUCAUCUGAAAUGUUUUGUCCCACUUAAAAAACCUCAGCGAGAGUGGCCUAAUGAAUACAAAUGCUUGGGAAAUAUUGAAAUGAAUGCAGAGUAAAAAAAGAAGAUUACAUUUGGCAAUUAUGUACAAACCUGAUUAGGUCAGGUUAGUGUAUUGGCUGAAUAGAAAACAAUAUACUUAAAUAAACCCGUUAUUGGUCCGCUGUGAUACAAAAUUGGAUCUAUUGGACCUACCCUACCUUAACUAUGUAUGUGGAGAUCGCUUUGAUUAUUAUAUUAGGAGUCCUAAGUGUUUUUUUUUUAACUUUUUCAUGUAUUACUUAUCCUUAAAGUACGUUUCGCUUAACUUCAUUCGCCGCUGAAUUGCUUUCUAUUUUCUACACUUUUUGUAUCUUCAAAUUAGCUGUUUACAUCCAAAAUGGUGAUUCGAUAAAUUAAUGAAAAACUUUUACUUAACACGCACACAAUUAUAAAAAUUGAUAGAAAAGAUGAUGUAAGAUCAAUAUUGUAUUCAAAUCCAAAGUCCCUUUAAAACUUCGAUCCCCACGUACAAAAAUUCUAUAGGAUAUUUUCGACAAUAUUCGAAUUUCCAAUGUUCGAUGUUAGGCAAAGUUCCGAAGUCCCCGAAAUCACUACGCACAAAGUAACAAACAACACUAACAAAGUACAACUCUGACGUUUCAUAUUCAAAGUUCUGCUGAUUUUGAUUUCAAGUCUAAGUAAAUUUCUCUUUUUUUCAGAAUCAUAACUUUAACUUUUUCCCAAAAGAACAUUUUAGGUGGAAUCCAGAAUGCUUCCCGAUUGCCAGAUAAAAACGAAGUUAAUUAUAGCGAAGAUGCAGCGCCUCUGAUACGUACUCCUGGAUCAGUAUGAAAUGUAAUUUUAAGUUAAUUAAUUUAUUUCUUAACCUCAUAAAUCAUCUUUGUAUUUAAAAAAAAUUACUGAUCAAAAGUUAAACCGACAAAGCUAAGCAAAUUAUAUUAUUAAGCUUAGCCACGCUUUGUAUUUUAUUUCAACAUGGUUAAAUAUGAUUUCAUUGUUCUUUCAUUAAAACAAUUUUAUAAUUUUAUAUGUUAAAUUGUUACAAUUACUUUAAAACAAAAAUGUCUAAAAAAUAUUGUAUUUGUUUGUUUUGUAUGUUGAUUUUGUCUGCGUCCAUAAAUCGAUUAUUUUUUGUAUCCGUAGUCAUUAUUGUUAAGACCAAUACUUGUUUCGUAGCCCGCUUUUUCAUUCAUCAGAAAUUAAAAUACAGAAUUAGAUCUUUUAGAAAGUCUUAACGUGCUUAAGCUUAAAGUGUCUGGAAUAUCUAGAAGAAAAAGUUUAAAUUUCACUAGAUUGCAUAAAAACCUAUUACUAAACAUACAUAAUAUUCAAAAGUACUUGGUAACUCUAUGCCCCAUAUGUUAUUGACAUUAAUUCCUUAUGGACUCUGACUUUGCACAUCUAAGUUAACCAGACGUUUAAAAAUUGUCAACAAAUUUUAUUUCAAAGUUUUCUUUAACUUUACCUUCAAUUUUAUUAACUCCAAAUUAAACAGUCUUUCAAUUUAAAUGAAGAUGUAGAAAACAGCUUAAAAACGUAGUUUUUGUGCAUAGUAUGUUGUAUUUAUGUAAGUUUGGAGGUUAACAUUAGAAUGGUCGUUAUUUUCAAAACCAAUUUGUGGUAAGUGCGCAUCAAAAAUCAAAAUUGUAUGUUUUAAGAAAACAUUAUUACAACAUUUUGAUCUAAGGUCGACCUGCAGAAUUUAUUUUUAGUUUUUGAAUUCAAACAUUUUGCAUAAAUAUUAUUUUGAUUGUCAAAAGUUUAAGCUUGUUUUCAACACUUUGUGCUUUAAUAAUUGUUUUAUCUAAAAAAACAUAGCUAAAAAAAAUCCAUUCAAAUAUUUAUAAAAACAGAGUUAUAAACAAAUGUUCUAACAUUUAAAAUAAUUAAUAACUUAGUACUUUUGUUAUAUCAAUAGUAUUUUCUUAAAAAUUAAUAAACUUUUGAUAUCUUGUGUGCAGGUUUUAAAUAUGAGUUUGAAAAAUAAUGGACAUUAUUUAUGUUAAGAGUAAUAUGCCCUUUUUGGUUUUACUUUAUUUUGUUUUAAAACAAAUGUUAUGUUAUUAUAUAAUUAUAUAAAUAUUUAUACAUAUGUAUGUAUGUACAAUCUUAGUAAUAAGUAUAAUAUAAAUUUAAAGCAAGUUAAAUAACAGGCCUUGAAAUGUGUGGCUGUGAAAAAGUGCAAUUUUCUUAAGUGUUAGAAUAUAAUAAUGAUAUAAAAUAUUAUUUUUAUAUUAUAACGACAUAUUAACAAAAAUAUAAAAAUCAAGAAAAUACAAAUUUUUACAUUAGACCAAAUGGAUCAUGGUGUGUAUUUAAAUAUUGUAUUCUAGGUGUAUCAAAGAAUAAGAAAGUUUAAAAUACACUUAAGCUUUAAACAGAAAAAUGGUAUUUAUCUGUUAAGCUUACCUAAACAGAAAUGAAGAAAAUGCUUUUAAAACACAAUUUAACGACUUCAUAGUCAAAAAUUGCAAUCAAAAUUACAAAACUAUGUAGCAUAUACAUAUAAUAUAGACUAUUGGAAUAUACACAAUACAUUUUAUUAUUAACUUCAGAUUUUGUUAUAUUGCUUAUUUUAAUUCAUGAUAGCUUCGAAAUGUAAAAUUCAUUUAUUUGUGCUGUAAAAUAUGUAUGUAUGUCCAGACCAAUGGGUAUAAUGUAAUUUAUUGAUUUGAAUGAAUUACGAACGAAAUUAUGUACUUCUUGAGAAAAUUUAAAGAUAACAAACAAAUUAUCUACUAAACAAUAUGAACACAGUAAAUUAUCACUGCCAAACUAAUUGACUGAUUAUUAUUAUUGUAUAAAAGAUGAUGAAUUGCAUUUUUACUGGAAGCAAUUAAUUGUUAGAAAAUUCAUGAACUGUAAAUUUGUUUAAAAUUAAAGCCUCAUAAAAGUUCGAUGACCAUUCACUGCCCAGAAUGAGUAUGCUGUAUGCUCCUAUUUUGUUUGGUGUUGUUUUAAAAUGUUUAUCAAAGGUUUAAUAAAGCAUGAACGAAAAAUCAAGACACAUUCAAAUUGAAUGAAAAGUUAUUAUUUUUAAACAUUCUUUUUUUGUCCUCAUAAAUCAAUUAUAUUUAACCAAAACUCCUGCCUACAUAUUAUAUACGAUGUCGACAAAACUUUUCAAAACGAAGUUUGGUACAUUAUAUUAACUUGAACCCAUAGUAUGUUUUUAUGUAUAUACUGCAUUAAGAAUCUGGCCGAAAGUCCGAACGUCUUAAGAGAAGCAGGGGACCUGAUCAUACAUCAAAUAAGUCUUAGAUUACACUUAAAGUGCAAGUGAUAAGUAUGUGUUAUAAUUCAAAUAUAACGCAAUUAGUGAACCUUAUCCACUAACAAAAAUAUUUUUGAACAAGUUUUGUAAGCAUAAAAAAGGCAUUGUUAUCAAAGUUUUCAAAUCACACAUGAACUCCAUUAAAAUAAGUACAAAAAAGUACUAUAAAACCCUUUAACAGCAUAAUUUUAAAGGUUUCCCUACGACGUUUGAAAAAUCGAAACUAAUUUAUUUUAAAGGGUUCUUGCCAAGGAUGGGAAAUGAUGAACAAAUUAAAGGUAUUUGUAUUAAAUUGUAUGCAUAAAGCUCAUAUACUUCAUGACACAAUUCUAAGCGCCAAAGUGUAUAAAAUAACCAAUCAUGUGGAGUCCAUCCUAGCAGACGUUCAAAAGAUUUGUAUAUUUCUUAUAAAGAAAAGUCCCAUCUCCUAAGAAUUGCUGAUUUAUGGCAUUCAUUUUUAACACCUUGGUAAUACUAAAAUCAUUUUUUAAUUCUUGAGAAAAGUUUUAAAAAUUAUUUCAAAUAUACCUCAGAAUAAAAAUCAUGUUUAGUAAUAAUCCACCUGGGCAUCGCGGUUUUCCAUCAAAAAACAUUUUAUUCGAUCAUACAUUAUGAAAACUAUUGAUUUGCAUUGAAAACAAUAUUUUGAAACAAAAUGUCUACCUCAUGUUUCAUAGAAACCCUAACAUAACUUGUUUGGGUGUAGUUGUAUUUUAAAAGAAACAAAUAUAUACUUAAAGCUAUACAAAAUAAAGUCAUGAAGCAUUUUAAAAUUUUAUACUAAAUUUGUAUAACCAAUUGUAAUAAGAAAUUUAAACAAAAUAAAAAAUCAAACAAAAUUGUAUUAAUGUUAGAAAAUUUACAAAAAGCAAUAUUGUGUGUAGCUUAAUAUAUAAGAAACAAUUGUAAACUAAUUUAAAAUUAUUUAAAAUUUCUAUAGGUUGAUUUAUAUUUUUAUGAGAGUUUGAAAAAAUUAAAAAUGAGAGGCACAGUAGAGUAAUGAACUUGGGUUAGAAUUUGCAGCGUUUGGAAAGAAUUCUGAUUGUAAUUAAUUAAGUUCAAAAUUGUCAUGUACAAAAUUGUCUAUGCCCGCAAAUCGAUACAAUAAUGACAAUUGUGGAAUCUUACACAUUGGGCAGGUUCAGACAACAUAAGGGACUUCAUUUGCAGUCAACUUCAUUGUUUGAACGUAAAUUUUGACCAAGGCAACUAGUUACUUUGACAAGUGUCAUGAAUUUCAAAUUCAGAACUUAACUUCACAAACCUCUACUACAAGUUUAUAGUACAAAAACUACCAAAAUCAUUGUUGCCUACAAAACACUUCUCAGGCAAGCUAAAGUCCAUCACGAAUUGUAUUUUGUAUUAUAAAGAAAGGAACCUUUUUACAGGAAGCAUUAAAUGAAGUUGUGCAGAAAAUAAACAAAUCAUUCAGUAAUAAAGUUCAGCUUUUAGUUGGAUGAAAAAAACAUGAUCAAUUGUCAUUUUGACAUAAGUUGAGUUGACUUGAUAGUAAGGGAGAUUGGUCGCAUUCACAAAGCUAGUGGAUACGUAGUCAAGCGAUUCUGAUUGGCUAAAUCUAACUACAAAAGUAGUUGAAAUUUUCCCUCCGACGUAGUGUAAACAAUUCGGCUACAAAGUUAGUGCACACUGGUUUUGACGUUUCACAAUCAGUUGCUCGGUAAGGACACACGAAUUCAAAAUGAAAUGAAUCUUUCGGUAUUUAAAUACAAAUAUAAACCAAUCAUAUUAUAUCUUCUAUUUGGUUUUAUUGAAUUUAAAAAGAAAGAAAAACUAUUUAAAGUACUGAAAACACAAAUUUUUCUUAUUUUAUAUAUUUGUAUUUGUCAUUAAUACGACAGUUCCGGAUUGACUAGCUUUAAGUGCAAUUUCGCAUUCACAAUUUUGACUACGUAGUCACUAGCUUUGUGAAUGCGCCCAUUUUUCUUGACCACUUGGCUAACUUUCCAGGCAGCUGGCCAAUCAGAUACUAGAAACUUGCCUUACUUUCAAGUCCCUUAUGUCGUCUGAACCUGCCCAUUUACUCUUCACCAGGCGGUUUCUUUCAAUGGGCUCUAGAAUUUAAAUAUUUGAGCAGAUGUUACAUGAGUCAUUCUCUUUUGGCUAUAGAAAUGUUUAAUGAUAUUUAAAAUUUUGAGAACGAUUAUGAAUUUUUGUUAAUUCUCGGAUAAGUUUUUUUCAGCAAUGUUAAGAAUUAAGCAUCUAGGUAUACCUACCUUGCAUUUCAAGGUAUUGCCGUUGUGUUUUCAUACUUUUAAAGUGAACUUUCUUCUUGAUGUAACAUUUUUUUAAAUAAUCGCUAUCACCUAAUCAUACACUUCAGAGAAUGUAGUGUUAGGUACACACAUUAUGACAAAUACCGUGUAUAUGUUGUUUUACUAUUAUUUCGUCCACUAUUUGUGAAAGAUGCAUUUUAGCUUAUUCCUAAGUAACUGAUACUUGAUAAUCUUUAGAUAUACUCGUAAAAAAUCACAAACACCGUAUGGAAAGCAACGCCACGUUUAUUAUUCAGCUAAUUUACAACUCUUACCUUAAAAAUUAGUUGCUAGUUCUAACUUUUUUUAGUCCUUAGAACUUAUAUGUAUUACAUUACACAAACUGAAAACGUUAUAAAAACUGUUCUAUGAGCUGUCACAUCAAUUUCGAAAAAUAUAUUGACUAAAUACACAAAUAAUGUCUAAAAUUAAACUUAACCAAUAUUUAUUUAACCUCGGUUAUAAGGCUUUUCAAAACUGCAUAAAAGAUCAAAAAAGUUCACUCCUACAAACUAAAAAAAUGAAUAGCGGCUACAAAUCUUGAUUGAAUAACCCACCUGGUCUUUUACUUUUCGUAAGGGAUUCAAACUGGUUUCAUUCACCAAAACUGUUGAGCUCG
Eupeodes corollae is the source of this 15522-nucleotide messenger RNA. RefSeq names its product zinc finger protein jing (gene jing). Gene Ontology annotation, biological process: regulation of transcription by RNA polymerase II. Gene Ontology annotation, cellular component: ESC/E(Z) complex. Bases 499 to 5307 code for a protein of 1602 amino acids. Lineage: Eukaryota; Metazoa; Arthropoda; Insecta; Diptera; Syrphidae. The transcript has 5 exons. The record is from RefSeq and is a predicted model, not a curated record.